Messenger RNA from Babesia ovata, 2592 nucleotides. RefSeq names its product 30S ribosomal protein S9. The transcript has a single exon. Gene Ontology annotation, molecular function: structural constituent of ribosome; RNA binding. The record is from RefSeq and is a predicted model, not a curated record. The coding region runs from base 1 to 2592 and encodes 863 amino acids. Gene Ontology annotation, cellular component: mitochondrial small ribosomal subunit; ribosome. Gene Ontology annotation, biological process: translation. NCBI's taxonomy places the organism in Eukaryota, Apicomplexa, Aconoidasida, Piroplasmida, Babesiidae.
AUGGCGGCGACAUAUCGCAUCCACCGUGUGGAAGACACUUCGUGGCUGAGCAUAUCUGCGCCUUAUGCGCGUUGCGGCGCGCAGUUUGGUUUUAUCUUUGCCCCUGGCUCCGAGAGAGGUGGUAUAAGACAUACAUCGCACUGGCAGCUCUCACACACGGCUUCGACUAACCAGCGCAAUGCUUCAUUUCAACGCCUAGACGAUGCGGAAAGCGCACAACACAGCCUUCAGAGACCGCUUUGCCUCUAUGCCAGGCCAAGAAAGAACAAAGGUAUGUCCAUAAUCUCCCAAUCGCCAUGCUGUGCAGUGGAAUCCUCGACUACGGAUGAACCACCUUUAACGGCACAAAAGCCGGAUGGCGGCAUUGAUGCAACACCUCCUGCUAAAGGCGCAGAAGAAGAAGCAGGGAUUAAGGUGGAGGCUGAUGUGGGAGUUCCCACUGAUGCCACAGCUCCCCCGAAGCGCAGGAGGGGGCGACCCAGAAAGGUUAAGGUCGAGGUAGAGGCCGAAGUUUUAGCCGCCACCGAUACUGACAGUAACAUUCCUACGCCCGAAGCAAUUGAUGAUAAUGCGUCUGUAGAACCAGAAAUUGGAGAUUCAGAUGCGGCCGAUGUGAUAAUGUCUGCGACCACUGCUGACGAAGGCGGUACGCAACAACCCACAGAUACUCAACAGGACCCUAUAAUUGACACAAAUCAGGAAAGUGAGGUUAAUCAAGACGAUCAUGCGGAUAUUGAAGCUGAGGAUGAUGUUGAACGCGCUGGUGAAGUAGAGCAGCACGAUGUGGUUGAUACUGCUACGGAGGAUACCGUGGAAGAAUCGCAAGGUGAUGUUAAAGAUGAUGAGGAAGAAAUAGAAGUUGCUGAGGUGACAACAAUUGCAGACGAACCUGUUAACAAUACGGACGAAGAAAUCGAAUCAGUGACCAAGGCGGAAAGUGCACCAGAAACCGACGUUGCCGCCGAGGAAACCGAGGGGGAUGAUCCCGACGAUCAGGAAAAUGUGGAUGCACCACCUAAAUCUGAUUCCAAGGAUACAGGGAGUUCGGAGGAAUCUGGGAGCAAGGGCCCUAAGACGUUUCUGCAGAUGUUGGAAGAGCAACUAGCAUCGCGGAAGACCCGGCUUCCGGAGUCAUUCUACGCAGAGGAAGUGUACAGUACGUUUGACAAUACGAAGCUUCCAGAGGGAGCUAAGACGCUGAUGGACUUCUACAACCUGCCGAAGAACUUCGACUUCAAAAGCAUGGUCGACCUAUCCCUCCACGGCACGGACGCGUUGGACACGCUGGGCGUCUACGGCACCAGCAAGCCGCAGAAGGCGGAGGAACCGGUGUACACCGGCAAGUACCCCGACAGCUUCUUUGAGACCAUCUUCCACUACGAGCCGGAGCCGAGGCGGUACACCACCGCUGAGGGCACCCCAGAACCCGUCGCAGUGGAACAGGUGUUCUACUCCCUGAAGGGCAAGCGACCCAGUGAUAUAGUGCCUCCCGAGAGGCAGUCGCCCGUGGAAAAGAUAAAGGAGGACUAUCUUAUGUUCGAUGUGCACGACUACCUCAAGCACUACCUGACUCAUCUAAACCAGUACAACUACCGGGUGCUGAGCAGCCACCACAAGAGGGACGACACUUUGAACCACUACCUCAACAACGAAUACAUCCAGUACAUUCCCAAGAAGUUUCCGCCUGAACCAGACCAUACGGAGAAGAUCAGGGCUUACUUCAUGGAUAUAUUGCCAGAGCUGAUGGACACCCUGGUCAACCUCAUCAAAAACGACCCCAACAAGGAUCGGACCCCUUCGCCGCCGUUGCACGAUAUGGACUUCGCGCCGGGUUUCAAACUGCCAGAUUACAUGCAGAAAGGCUACGAAACUGACGACGAGCGCACCAGCGGGUUUGAGGAAAAGGACUUCCUCAGGUUCUCCAGCCUCCAGGGUCUGCACGACCCGGAGAGGCACCUGAACUAUCCGUACGCGGACGUUGAGCCGCUGUACCAGCGCCAGCUGCUGUCCACGUACCUGGAUUUGGUAAAGACUGGCGAGCUGGGCGAACCGGAGACCUACAAGAAGUUCAAGGCUCAGGCCGCCAGCAUCAGGAACGAGCUGUACACCGACCGGACAAAGCUCCCCCAAGAGAUAUACGGCAGUGCGGGCGCCAAAGAAGGGAAAACCGCUCGUACACCAAUAGAGCGCACCACCAGGCUCACCAAGGUGUACGAGCGCGGGAGCCGGAAGCGCAGCGUUGCGCUAGUCUACCUGGAGCCAGGCAACGGGCACAUCAUCAUCAACAACAGGGAUGGGUACCAGUACGUCCGGUACUGCACGCAGCGCAUCAGGGAGAUGCUGGAGCCGUUGGACGUGCUCUACAUGUACAAGAAGUUCAACAUCGUCGCCGUUGCGCGUGGCGGUGGCAUAUCCGGACAGACGGGCGCCAUUAGACACGCACUCGCCAGGUACCUCACGAAGGUGCUGGCGCCCAAACUCGAGCCCUAUCUGUCGAUGCGUGACCUCACGAAGGCCGAUACGCGGCAGGUCGAGCGAAAGAAAACCAACUUGCGCAAGGCGCGUAAGGAGGAGCACUACUCUAAGCGUUAG